This is a messenger RNA of Ctenocephalides felis (cat flea), 2773 nucleotides long. RefSeq names its product AMP deaminase 2-like. The transcript is spliced from 17 exons. The record is from RefSeq and is a predicted model, not a curated record. Gene Ontology annotation, cellular component: cytosol. NCBI's taxonomy places the organism in Eukaryota, Metazoa, Arthropoda, Insecta, Siphonaptera, Pulicidae. Gene Ontology annotation, biological process: IMP salvage; AMP metabolic process. Gene Ontology annotation, molecular function: AMP deaminase activity. Bases 180 to 2666 code for a protein of 828 amino acids.
GGACUCAUUAGUGUUUUAUUAUUAGAUACAUUGAGUCGAGUUCAUGUGAAAUUUCUCAUCUUUAGUAUGAGCAAAACUGUUGUGAUAUACAGAUGGUGAUGAAAAAUGAUUAGGAAUGGUUUUUUAAGUUUUAUCUAAACAGUGGGUUGAAGUGUGAGCGUUUGACGAGCUUGAUAACCAUGUGUUCUCGCGGCGUCUUGAACGCGAUCGACGACCCCGACGAUGACCCGCAGCCGAUGUCUCCCCUGGCGUCCAGCCUGCCGGCGCUGACGGUGGGGUCGCCCCUCAAGAUCAGAAUCGACCACCCCGGGAUCAACCCAUUCCUGAUGGAGCCCCAUACAGGUAGCCGAAACAUCGGCAAAGAUGUUUCGCAUCAGGACACAAACAAAACACAUACACAGAUGGAUUCGGGACUAGCACAAAAACACACUGAGGACGUGACAAUUUCAAUGAGAUGCGAAAGCCCAAUGUUUCUGGCUCAGGGAGUGAGCUUUACAGUCCCAGAUGAAUCUGAUCUUCCAAAUGAAAUUUCGGCACCUUAUGAAGUACCCCAAUUUCCCAUUGAACAGAUCGAGAAAAAAUUGGCAAUUCAAAGGCAGUUAAAUGUCAAGGCAGCCAAAGAAAUUGAGGACAGGCGUUCCCAAUAUGAACCCUCUUUGGGCGCCGCCGUAGAUGAUCACGAUGAUUCCUUCCAAUUGGAGGAACAUGACUUUGUUCCUCACUUUCAAAGAGUGUCCAUAAGUGGAGAAGACACCAGUGGGGUUCCUUUAGAAGAUUUGCAACAAGCAUCGAAUCUUCUGAUUCGUGCUCUUCACAUACGAGAAUGUUACAUGGCCAACUCGAGGCAGAGUUUUCCUUCAAUGACAUCCCGUUUUCUAAGAUCAGUUUCUACCGGAACUCCAAAACACAAGGCGGAUAUUAAACAUGGAGAUCGGAAGACUAUUGAAGAUCACCCCGUUCACCCUCCUGCCAGCAGAGGCGAUCCAUGGGAGUGUGAGUUUCCUCCUGCAAAAAAUUACGUUUUUAAACCAGAUCAUGGUGUGUUCACGGUUUAUGCUAACCAGGAAGAUGCUGAUAAUAAUGUGCCUCUACCAUACACGUACCCAAAACUUGAUGUUUUUAUAGCUGAUAUGAUCAUGAUGUGUGCGAUGAUUGCUGAUGGACCAUUAAAAUCAUUUUGUUAUCGACGCCUGAGUUAUCUUUCAUCGAAAUUUCAGCUUCAUGUGUUAUUGAAUGAAUUGAGAGAGUUGGCUUCACAAAAGGCUGUGCCUCAUCGGGAUUUUUAUAAUAUAAGGAAAGUAGACACUCACAUUCAUGCCGCAUCUUGUAUGAACCAAAAGCAUCUACUGAGGUUUAUCAAAAAGACCCUGAAACAAAAUGCUGAUGAGGUCGUGACCCACACGAACGGAAAACCGAUGACCCUCAAAGAGGUUUUCCAAUCUAUGAACUUGACUACCUAUGACCUUACUGUAGAUAUGCUUGAUGUUCAUGCGGACCGAAACACUUUUCAUAGGUUCGACAAAUUUAAUGCAAAAUAUAAUCCUAUUGGUGAAAGCAGAUUGAGAGAAGUUUUCUUAAAAACCGAUAACUACUUGAACGGAAAAUAUUUUGCAAGAAUUAUCAAUGAAGUUAGUUCGGAUUUAGAAGAAAGCAAAUAUCAAAAUUGCGAAUUGAGACUUUCAAUUUAUGGUAAAAGUCCUGAAGAGUGGGAUAAACUUGCAAAAUGGGCAAUAGAAUCUAAUGUUUAUAGUGAUAAUGUGCGCUGGCUUAUUCAAAUACCACGAUUAUACGAUAUUUUCAAAUUAAAUAAGCUGAUGAACAAUUUCCAAGAAAUUCUUACAAAUAUCUAUUUGCCAUUAUUUGAAGUUACGAAUGAUCCACAAUCGCAUCCUGAACUACACAAGUUUCUUCAGUUCGUGAUAGGUUUUGACUCGGUGGAUGAUGAAAGUAAACCCGAAAAUCCAUUAUUCGAUAAGGAUGUUCCGACACCAGAAGAAUGGACAGACACUGAAAAUCCGCCCUAUGCAUAUUAUCAAUAUUAUAUGUACGCUAAUAUGACCGUAUUGAACCAUUUUAGACACGAGCAGGGGUUGAACACAUUUGUGUUGAGGCCGCAUUGCGGAGAAGCUGGUCCAAUUCAACACUUAGUUUGCGGCUUCAUGAUGGCCGAAAACAUUUCGCACGGACUUUUAUUAAGAAAAGUGCCUGUACUUCAAUAUUUAUAUUAUUUAGCGCAAAUUGGCAUUGCUAUGUCUCCUUUAAGUAACAACUCGCUAUUUUUAAAUUAUCAUAGAAAUCCUCUUCCUGAAUAUUUAGCUAGGGGCUUGUGUGUAAGUUUGAGUACGGAUGACCCAUUACAAUUUCAUUUUACCAAGGAGCCUUUAAUGGAAGAAUAUAGUAUUGCAGCUCAAGUUUGGAAACUUAGCUCUUGUGAUAUGUGUGAGCUUGCUAGAAAUAGUGUUAUUAUGAGUGGAUUUCCACACAAGAUGAAACAAUAUUGGUUAGGACCAAACUACACUCAGGAAGGAGUGGCCGGUAAUGAUAUAACAAGGACCAAUGUACCCGAUAUACGUGUUGCCUUUCGAUAUGAAACUUUACUCGAUGAAUUGUCAAAUAUUUUCAAAGUCGAACAGCCAAGGGAUUCUGCAACGACUCAUACACAAUGACAUAAAGCCAACUGGAAAGAUGAUAAGAAUAGUUUGUCGCGGGCUAAGACCAGGGAAUUGAAUAAAAUGCGACGAUUUGAUGUUGCGGGACCUCACAUGCAGUAAAU